Messenger RNA from Tarenaya hassleriana, 787 nucleotides. Its product is annotated as protein LHCP TRANSLOCATION DEFECT. The record is from RefSeq and is a predicted model, not a curated record. Gene Ontology annotation, cellular component: chloroplast stroma; chloroplast envelope. The transcript is spliced from 2 exons. NCBI's taxonomy places the organism in Eukaryota, Viridiplantae, Streptophyta, Magnoliopsida, Brassicales, Cleomaceae. The coding region runs from base 61 to 597 and encodes 178 amino acids. Gene Ontology annotation, biological process: granum assembly; intracellular protein transport.
GAUAAUAAAAUCUCCCACAAAAUCUGCUCCGAUAUUUUCUUCGCAGAGAAGAACACAACAAUGGCGUCGAUCUCAUGCACAGCUCCUUUCGCGAGCUCACUCUUAUCCCACAAAUCUAUCAUCAACAACAACAACGCUUGUUCUUCUCUGAAGCUCUCUUCUGGGUUCCUGGGGAUCCGAGGUCCUUCGACCAGGAUCCGACCCGCUCGACUCGGACCCUCGAGCGGGUCGAGAGCCACUUGCUGGUUCAAGUUUGGAAAGAACGGUGUUGACGCUGAAAAUGCCGGAAUCUAUGGAAGUCAGUCUCGGGACGACUUUGACAGAGACGACGUUGAGCAGUACUUUAACUACAUGGGGAUGUUAGCUGUGGAAGGUUCAUACGACAAGAUGGAGGCUCUUCUUAACCAAAACAUUCACCCGGUCGAUAUCUUGUUGCUGUUAGCCGCCACGGAAGGGGACAAGCCAAAGAUUGAGGAGCUUCUUAGAGCAGGUGCUGACUUCUCGGUCAAGGAUGCAGAUGGAAGAACCGCCAUAGAGAGAGCCAACAGUGAGGAGAUCCGUGACUUCAUCCUCGGAUUCUCUGCUAAGAAGGCAUGAUGACCUGGUUUUGAUGUUGUUCUUUCCAGUGCCAUUGAUAGAGUUAGCUCACAAGCGACAUGCCCACUAGAACAAGCUGUCUUUUCCGGUCCCACGGAUGAGUAAAUUAUAAAACCCAUCUUCCUCUUUCGUGUUUUUGCUGCUAGUUUCUGGUUUCUUUAAUGGAGGUUCCAUGGCAUUGCCUGUUACA